CCGUGGGCGAGCUCUCAGCCCCAUGGCCGCUGUCCUCUGGCAGGCGGCGCUGGGCUGCCGUGCGGCGCAGGUGCUGAUGCAGUACUGCAUCCUGGCCAACCACUACUGGUUCCUGGUGGAAGCCGUCUACCUCUACAAACUGCUGAUCGGUGCCGUCUUCUCCGAGAAGAAUUACUACAGGCUCUACCUGUACCUGGGCUGGGGGACCCCCGUGGUGUUCGUGGUGCCCUGGAUGGCUGCCAAGUACCUGAAGGAGAACGCGGAGUGCUGGGCGCUGAACGAGAACAUGGCUUACUGGUGGAUCAUCCGCAUCCCCAUCCUGCUCGCCUCCCUGAUCAACCUGCUGAUCUUCAUGCGGAUCCUCAAGGUGAUCCUGGCCAAGCUGCGCGCCAACCAGAAGGGCUACGCCGACUACAAGCUGCGGCUGGCCAAAGCCACGCUGACGCUCAUCCCCCUCUUUGGGAUCCACGAAGUUGUCUUCAUCUUUGCCACCGAUGAGCAAACCACGGGCAUCCUGCGCUACGUCAAGGUGUUCUUCACCCUCUUCCUCAACUCCUUCCAGGGCUUCCUGGUGGCCGUGCUGUAUUGCUUUGCCAACAAGGAGGUCAAGUCUGAGAUGAAGAAGAAGUGGCAGCUCUGGAAGCUGGACCACCCGGCGCUCUGCUGCACGCAGUGAGGGGCCCCGGGCGGAGGCUCAGACGCCGCCAGCCCCUCGUGCUCGUGCAGAGCGGGUGAGCGGUGCGAGGAGCCGAGCCUGCCACUCCCCGACCCCACGCCAUCACCUACCUCUGCUGGCACCACCAGACGAUGCCGGCCGCAGGAGAGGCCCAGCUGAAGCAGGAUGCCGGCUCCUGCUGGGAGCAGGAUGGAUGCCGGGCCCUGCAGGGCUGGCGCUGCUCCAGUCCAGGGCAUCCGCUCCUUGCCUAAGCAAGGGCCCUCGCCGCCGCCCCGAGACACCUGCCCUGGAGUCAUCCUGCAAAGCUCGUCACCUCCUCACCGCCCGCCGCAGGCCAUGGCAUCGGCACCUGCCUCCCUCCUCGCUGCUCUCCAGCCGCCCCCUUCCUCUUCUCUGCAGCCUCCUCCCGCGGCAGAGCCCCCAUGGAGCCCCCCGGCAGCCGAGCAGCACGCACGCAGCUUAGCGCAGCGCUUGAGCACUCGGACUUGGUUUAUCCUGCCCCGUAGGAAGGGCAGCGCCGCUUCCCUGGUGGGGCUGGGGAAAACCACUGCAGGGGAGAGCAAAGGACUCGGACCC
Messenger RNA from Oxyura jamaicensis (ruddy duck), 1252 nucleotides. Its product is annotated as glucagon receptor-like. Gene Ontology annotation, molecular function: peptide hormone binding; G protein-coupled peptide receptor activity. Gene Ontology annotation, biological process: adenylate cyclase-modulating G protein-coupled receptor signaling pathway; cell surface receptor signaling pathway. Gene Ontology annotation, cellular component: plasma membrane. The transcript is spliced from 7 exons. The record is from RefSeq and is a predicted model, not a curated record. The coding region runs from base 23 to 676 and encodes 217 amino acids. NCBI's taxonomy places the organism in Eukaryota, Metazoa, Chordata, Aves, Anseriformes, Anatidae.